CGCGCUCCCCUACCGCGCUCCCCGCUGCCACCGCCGCCGCCGCGCCCCCGCGCUCCGUGCCGCGCGCCCGCCGCGUCCUGGCAGCCAUGGCCGGGCUCGUGGUCAGUGGAACUCAAGUGUCCUACAUAGGCCAGGACUGCAGAGAAAUUCCAGAGCACCUUGGCAGGGACUGUGGACAUUUUGCAAAGAGGCUUGAUCUGAGCUUUAACCUUCUGAGGUCACUGGAAGGACUGAGCGCAUUCAGGAGCCUGGAGGAACUCAUCUUGGACAACAAUCAGCUGGGGGACGACCUCGUGUUGCCAGGGUUACCCAGACUGCAUACCUUAACCCUCAACAAGAACCGAAUCACUGAUUUGGAGUACCUGCUGGAUCACUUGGCAGAAGUGACACCAGCUCUGGAGUACCUCAGUCUGCUGGGCAACGUGGCCUGUCCCAAUGAGCUGGUCAGCUUGGAAAAGGAUGAGGAAGACUACAAGAGAUACAGAUGCUUUGUUCUGUACAAGCUGCCCAACUUGAAAUUUCUGGAUGCCCAGAAAGUAACCAGACAAGAACGAGAGGAGGCAUUGGUCAGAGGAGCCUUCAUGAAGGUGGUGAAGCCCAAGCAGUUCCCUGGAGCAGCUGGGAGGAGAAAGCCUCUUUCACCAGCCAAGAUCAAGUCUGCUCGCCCCACACACUGCUGAAGAAUGGCCUGGCUGGGGCUGGGGUGGAGGGAAGGGUUACUUUACUUUUCCCUGGCCCCUACCUCACAGGGAUAGUGACUUUCCUUUCUCUAAGCCCCACCCUGACCCUGUGUCCUUGACGAGUCGGUCUCUUUCCUGUCUCCCACCAUCUUGCCACAGAAUGCUGUGGGAUGUUGGUCUGCCUGGGACAGCCAAGGGAGGACAGUCCUGCCUGGAAAAUCCUUCUGGUCUGCAGGGUAGACUUGGCCUCAGGUGUUUGUUUCCAUGUAAGCUAAACAUAGCCUUUUUUCUAGUGAUACUGGCUUCCUCCCCGCUCUCCCUCACACUCGCACUCCCAUCCUCUUCCUCAUGAAGGAUUUCACCUGCAGAUAGCCUCUGUAGACAGAGGACUGUUUGACAAAACACAAGCAUCUGCCCCCAGCAGCUGUUCCCAGCAAUGGGGAUCAGUCACUGACUCCUCCCACCUCCUCCUUCUCGUGCUUCACUCUUCUGCACCCAUCCCCCCUCAAUUUUUUAGUCUUCUCAAGUUUAAAGACUUCCCUUGACAUGCAUGAAACCAAAUUUCUCUUCUGGGGACCAGUGAACACAUAUUCUGAUUUUUUUCUAGUUCCUCGCCUUACCCCAUUCUCAGGAAAGCCUAGGCACUUCCUAAGUUCAGAGCACUUCCUUGCCGGGGGGCCUGCUAAGUGGGGUGAGUUUAACUGGAGCACCCCUCCUAACUUUUGGGAAAGAGUUCACUCUCACCAACCUACACUUUCUACCUUUCCUUCUCUGGGAUUGUCUCACCUCUGGAAAUCCUUCAGGGACUUCUGGGGAAUGGCUAUGUCAAUGGGGGUGGUAAAAAGUGGCUGUAGGCUGGUAAAUGUCAGAAGCUAUUUGCAAGACUGGGAAAAUUCACUGUUUAUUUCUUCAACAAGCCCUAGUUUCCUCCACUGAGAAUGUGCUUCAUCAUACUCAUCAUCCAGGUUUGUGUUCAGAGCAGUUUAGCUUAGGCAUGCAAUUAUCACUCAACACUCAUAAGUAAGUGGCCAAGUUUAAAGUUACUCUGUGAAUAUUUCUACACAUUCUAUUCAGUAAGUGUUCACCAAGUCCCUUCUCUAUGCCUACCACACAGCUAAAUACUCAUGUGUAUAUGUGUGGGAGAGAGAGAGUUUUACUGUCGUGGAGGGGCCUGAAUGAAAAAGGCAUCACCGUGGAAGAACUUGAGCUUUCAGUCCUGAUAGGUCAUGGAUAUAAAUGGAUGGCAGCUGCUAGCACAGUGAUUUAUGAGUGAUGCUCCCAGCCAAAGGAAGUCAGGCACAUUCUAGAACUGCAGACUGCUGUGUACAGGGCAUCUCAGUAUAUUUAGCAAAUGAGAUUGCAAACCACAGAAAAAAAGGCUGAGUGGGUGGAGAGGAAGAACAUUCUCUGGCCAGAAACUUGCUGAACUUUGAGGCCAGGGACCGGAGGUUUUGCAGAGGUGGGGAGAGACGUUCUUUGGCUUGUCCUACAGAAAUAAAUCACCACGGAGGAGAUAUACCAAAGGCCAAUUAUAUGGAGUGUUUUCUUGGAAAAUCAUCUCCCAGACAGGCCCUGUAAAUCAUCCCCGGCAUUGGCGAGCAUUCAGAGCUGCCUGGUGGGGCGGGUGGCAUGCCAGUGCACCCCAGUGUCAGGUAGAGGAAUUACACAGGGGUAUUCUUGUUAUAGCAGGGAAAACAGAGGUCAGGUACUAGCUGUCUUCAUCCAAGGAAGCAGUGUAGGGCAGAACUGUUUGUUCUGUCCUAGGAAUUGUAGGGCCAAGGCUUUUGACCAGGUUUUACCACUUACUUGUUCUGUGACUUUCAGAUUAUCUACAAACAGAGUGGGGACUGGGUUAUCUCUAAGGUUCCUAGAGGGCCUGACACUAAUUUUAUGCCUUUGUGUUCUCUAUAACUUCUGCAUAGCGUAAGCUUUUGCAUACCACACCCCAUGCUGGUAAUUAUCCCAAGAGAGACAAAAAUUUCCAUCUACCCAGCAAGGUUAGUCAUACAGGAUCAUAUUGGGAGGGUAAUAGGAGUCUCUCAAAGCCAGGUCCUCAGUGUAGCUGUAGAGAGAGAUGGGAAUUUAGCCUGGAGAAUAAAGAGCUAGGGGGGCGCCAGAGGUACUGUGUUCAAUAUUGGAAGGGCUUCAUGUGGAAGAGGGAUCGUGUCUGUUGUCCUGCUCUGUAGGCCAAAAGCAGGACCAAUGAAACUGCAAAUAGAGGGGCCCAAAAGGAAGGAAAAGAUAAACCAGCAAUCAUUAUUCCAUUGCUCAGUGACACAAAUUUAGUGCUUGAAAAUAUAGCAAGAACUCUAACUGGCCAAGUGUGGUGGCUCACACCUAUUAUCCCAGCACUUUGG
Molecule: messenger RNA, 3037 nt
Organism: Rhinopithecus roxellana (golden snub-nosed monkey)
Lineage: Eukaryota; Metazoa; Chordata; Mammalia; Primates; Cercopithecidae
Gene: LRMDA
Product: leucine rich melanocyte differentiation associated
Exons: 6
Coding region: 87-680 (197 amino acids)
Biological process (GO): melanocyte differentiation
Molecular function (GO): protein binding
Source: RefSeq, a predicted model, not a curated record